Messenger RNA from Boeremia exigua, 2317 nucleotides. Its product is annotated as Arb2 domain-containing protein. The record is from RefSeq and is a predicted model, not a curated record. NCBI's taxonomy places the organism in Eukaryota, Fungi, Ascomycota, Dothideomycetes, Pleosporales, Didymellaceae. Bases 423 to 2213 code for a protein of 596 amino acids. Gene Ontology annotation, cellular component: nucleus. Gene Ontology annotation, molecular function: siRNA binding. The transcript has 3 exons. Gene Ontology annotation, biological process: regulatory ncRNA-mediated heterochromatin formation.
UCAGUGAUUUCAGGCUUGGACGUGUGCGUAUUUCAAAAUUCAGUCUCUGGAAUCAAGCUCUAACAACCCCCACAGUACCAGUUCCGUAUGAACGCGCUCGAAGGCAACCUCCCCGGUGUGAAGAAGGCAAGCUGGUAGACAAACAUAGGCGAAGGGCUGUGAUAUAUGUGUAUACUACUAAGGCGACACAAAUGCAUUGGGCGGCGUUCUUUUCAAACUGUGAAUCACCACGGCGCUGGAAUCAUGCUUCGCUUGACGUCAAGAUCAGAUGCGCCUGCCUUUCUGACCUGUUGUGGUAAUAGCAAACGGCAGCGUACAGGAGACUCACCUGACCACGCAAACGAGCAAUUACACAAACUCAAGCUCGACCGCAGCUGAACUUAAGACAUCCCCCGAGCGUCUGCAGUCAUACGUCAGCCACCAUGUUCCGCCGCAAAGGAGACACGAUAUCGCCUGACGCUUCUUAUCCUGCGAAUCUCAAGGAGCUGGGUUUCUUCAUCAACAAGCUAGGUCAUAUUCGCAUGAUCGAAGCACCGGACAAGCCUUUCGUGUUCAAUGCCACGAACAUCGAACGACACAACGAGGUGCGCAACGAAGCUCUACACGCCUGCUCUCGCGCAGAAGUCACUGAACGUGCGUCCAAGCUCGGCAUCAAACAGCUCUUCUUUCCUCAGCUUACCACGGUGAAACCCGCUGGACCCCAUAUCCCAAUCCUGGCUCCAUCCGCGGAUAUUCUCAGGACACGGAAGCGCAUCGUUGUCAUCAUCAACGAUACCCUGCAGGAUCUUGGUAUCCUCGCAUACCGACAGCUGCAACGAGACCUUGGUUUCAAUGGCGGAUCUGUGAUCAACUUCGCAAAGGAGAUGGUCAAGCGUUCUGCCAGAAAUGACAAGGAGGGUCCAAUUCAGAGCAUCUUCGAUGAUGGCGUCAGUAUCGACGACAGUGAAACUCCCGGCUUGGUUGUACUAAAUGCAGGCCAACUGCUAUACUCGCACAAGUUCAAUCGAUCCAUGACUCUGAGAAGCUGGUAUGCUCUUCCUCGCAAAUCGAUCGCACACGAUGCUAUUAGGAUUCACGAGGAGGAGAAUUACGUGGAAGGCCAUCGGACCCCUGCUCAGCAUAUCAAGUCUGUUUUCGACCAGCUCUUGUGCAACCCAGAGUACGUCUCUCCAGAUGCAGAUCUGUACAUCGUUGCGAUUGAGGAUGGCGCGAGUAACGCCCUGGAGGUAAUCAACGAUGACUUUGACAAGUACGGUACGCGCAUUGCUGCAAUGGCAAUGAUCCACACUCUGGCUGAGAUCUCGGACCUGACCCACCCAAGCCUCAAAGCGUUCCUGCACCAGCGUACACGUCAGUGGAAGUAUUCAGAUCUAGGCCUCGAUCCAGAAGAGUGCACAGAGCUACCAGACGAUUACUCCUGUGACGCUCCAAAACAGACCCUGCAACAGGACACCAAUGUCAUACGUUGGAACGCAGAGCUGCCCGGUCCCAGUUCACUGUCCGAGAUCGCAACGCCGCUGCAUCGCCUCACGCUGAACACUGUUUUCUCCAGCAGCGACAAGUCUGCGCCGACCAACUCAGACCCCGAUGCAAGCUAUGACUGGGGAAGUGGUUCUGUGCCGUGUCCAACCUUCGCAGGCGGGCAAGAGCCAGCCGGUGAAUGCGUCUUCACCGACCCUGCCGUUCAACGCGCCAUACUCUCAUUCUUUGAAGACGUCGCCCAGGACCCAGAGAACUACCGCAACCCGGCAUUCACGACCGUGGUCGUACCUAGUCCCACUGCCGACGAGCCCUUCAUCCUCGAUGCCGACGCUCCCGUGCCAGAGACUGUGGAUACAUCGACUGCUCACUUGAUGACGCCCGAGCAGCUUGAACUCGACGAGGCACGUAAGAAGCUCGCGGACAUGCGCAUUGCACUUGGUGCUUGCCCGGACGACGUUGAUAUCCUUGCCAAGGGCCGCGAGAAGCUGGCAGCAAAGGUUGCGAAGCAGGAGGCAGCAAUCCAAGACCUGCAAGUCAAGGCUCUGGGUAGUGGGGCCUUGGGCGCAGGAGAAGCAGAGGACUUGCGCCAGGAAUGGAAGCCGCAGGUCGACGGUCCGCGCGUCCCGUUCGCUGGCACGAUGGUCGAUAGUGAGUUGCUGAAGGCGGCUGGGCUGGGCGAGACGGCGAGCGAGGAGCUGGAGAAACUGGGCGAGGGCAAGGCGUUCCUCUAGCCGUCGACAUACGAACGACGAGUUCUCACACUAUCCACAACCCCGUAGAACCAGUCAAUCAGAACAGUACAUAAAGAGUGGAUUUACAUCACACCUGGUAUCAC